This is a messenger RNA of Capra hircus (goat), 1041 nucleotides long. RefSeq names its product zinc finger protein 132-like. Gene Ontology annotation, biological process: regulation of transcription by RNA polymerase II. NCBI's taxonomy places the organism in Eukaryota, Metazoa, Chordata, Mammalia, Artiodactyla, Bovidae. Gene Ontology annotation, molecular function: DNA-binding transcription factor activity; RNA polymerase II cis-regulatory region sequence-specific DNA binding. The record is from RefSeq and is a predicted model, not a curated record.
AUGCCUAAAAUCCACACUGGAGAAAGACGUUAUGAGUGCAGUGAAUGCGGGAAAACUUUUAAUCAACAUUCUGCCCUCCAUCAGCAUCAGAGACUUCACACUGGUUCAAGGCCUUAUAAGUGCACUUAUUGUGGGAAAUCCUUUGCCGAUAAUUCCACCUUCAUUAAACACAGGAGAAUUCACACUGGAGAAAGGCCUUAUGAUUGCAGUAAAUGUGGGAAAGUGUUUUCCCAAAGUUUUUCACUCUUUUGACAUUGGAGAGUUCACACUGGAGAAAGGCCUUAUGAUUGCAAUAAAUGUGGGAAAGCAUUUUCCCGAAGUUCUUCACUCCUUCGAUAUUGGAGAGUUCACACUGGAGAAAGGCCUUAUGAUUGCAAUAAAUGUGGGAAAGCGUUUUCCCAAAGUUUUUCACUCCUUCGACAUUGGAGAGUUCACACUGGAGAAAGGCCUUAUGAUUGCAAUAAAUGUGGGAAAGCAUUUUCCCAAAGUUCUUCACUCCUUCGAUAUUGGAGAGUUCACACUGGAGAAAGGCCUUAUGAAUGUGGAGAGUGUGGAAAAUCAUUGAGGCAAAAGCCCAGCCUUAUACAACAUUGGAGAAUUCACACUAGAGAAAGACCUUAUAAGUGUGGGAAGUUAUUUAACAACAAGUCCCAUCUCAUUGUACACCAGAGAGUUCACACUGGGGAAAGGCCGUAUAAAUGCAAUGAAUGCGGGAAAUCAUUUAGUCAAAACUCUAAGCUCCUUCAACACCAGAGAAUCCACAUUGGAGAAAGACCUUAUGAGUGCAGUGAAUGUGGAAAAACUUUUAAUCAGUGUUCUGUUCUUCAUCAGCAUGAGAGACUUCACACUGGUUCAAGGCCUUUGAAGUGCACUGACUGUGGGAAAUCCUUUGCUGAUAAUUCCACCUUCAUUAAACGCAGGAGAAUUCACACUGGAGAAAGGCCUUAUGAGUGCAGCAAAUGUGGGAAAGCAUUUUCCCAAAGUUCUUCACUCCUUCUACAUCAGAGAGUGUUCAUGAUGUACACUUUUGAACCAGCCUGA